AUGAAGGUCAUCACCUGUGAAAUAGCAUGGCAUAACAAGGAGCCCGUUUACAGCUUGGACUUCCAGCGUGGAGCCGAUGGGAAGAUCAAUCGACUGGCCUCAGCCGGUGUGGACACAGCUGUUCGGAUAUGGAAAGUGGAAAAAGGACCAGAUGGAAAAGCAAUUGUGGAAUUCUUGUCCAACCUCGCCCGCCAUACCAAAGCAGUAAAUGUUGUGCGCUUCUCUCCAAGUGGUGAGAUCCUAGCAUCUGGAGGAGAUGAUGCUGUUAUUUUAUUGUGGAAGCUGAAUGAUAGCAAAGAAUCAGAACCAUUAGUUUUUCAAGAUGAAGAUGAAGCUCAGCUCAACAAGGAGAACUGGACAGUUGUUAAAACUUUAAGAGGCCACUUAGAAGAUGUGUAUGAUAUUUGUUGGACCUCAGAUGGAAAUUACAUGGCAUCUGCUUCUGUAGAUAAUACAGCUAUAAUGUGGGAUGUCAAUAAAGGACAGAAGGUUUCAAUAUUAAAUGAACACAAGAGUUAUGUCCAAGGAAUAACCUGGGAUCCUCUAGCCCAGUACAUUGCAACUCUGAGUUGUGAUAGGGUCCUGCGGGUGUACAACACGCAAACCAAGCGUGUAGCAUUCAAUGUUACCAAGAUGCCAUCUGGAUCAGGAGCUGAAGGAGAGGCUAGGAGCUAUCGGAUGUUUCAUGAUGACAGCAUGAAGUCAUUUUUCCGCAGGCUCAGUUUUACUCCUGAUGGCUCCUAUUUACUCACUCCAGCUGGCUGUGUUGAAUCAGGAGAAAAUGUAACAAACACCACAUAUGUUUUCUCCAGAAACAAUCUUAAAAGGCCCGUGGGUCACCUGCCAUGUCCUGGAAAGGCAACUCUUGCUGUUCGCUGCUGCCCGGUCUACUUUGAAUUGAGACACGCAUUUAAUAAAGAUGAAAUCAGUCAGAAAUCAGCUCCUGCUCUAUUUAAUCUGCCGUAUCGAUUGGUGUUUGCUGUUGCUUCAGAAGACUCUGUGCUUUUUUAUGAUACUGAGCAGUUCUUCCCCUUUGGUUACGUUUCUAACAUACAUUAUCACACCCUGAGUGACAUUUCAUGGUCCAGCGAUGGAGCCUUUCUUGCUAUUUCUUCCACGGAUGGAUACUGUUCAUUUGUUACCUUUGAGAAGGGUGAACUGGGAAUACCACUGAAGGAGAAGCCACAGAUAAAUGUCAGGACUUCUGGUGCAACUGAGAAGAAAGUGAAAAAGAGCCAGUCACACAAAGUCAUUUCCCCAGGCUCUAGACUGACAGAGGGUACUCCUCCCAGCAGGGUCACUGAUCCCAGCACUCCAACUCUGCAACCAAAAACACCCACAGCUGCUGGUAAGGACUUGCCUUCCACAUCUGUUGGCCUAAGAAAUGUUCCAGUCUCAUCCCCAGAUGAGAGGAAAAUCAGCCAGCCAGCCAGCCAGAGCACUAAAGUAAACCAGCCCAGGAGGAUUACUCUCAACACUUUACAAGCAUGGAGCAAGACGCCAAGGAGAGUAAACUUGAUUCCACUUAAGCCAGAUAGACCAGCCUCUGCAUAUACAGAUACGGUUCCUAUACCUCCUUCCUCCGAGCAGGAAAAUGAGGGGCCAUUACCAUCUGAUGACAGUCUCCAAAAUCCCCCAGCAUCUAAACGUCCUAGAACUGAGGAAAUGUCUCUUCCUACGUCUGCUGAAGAUCAAAUCAGCUGCGAUUCAAACAAAUAA
Phaethon lepturus (White-tailed tropicbird) is the source of this 1719-nucleotide messenger RNA. RefSeq names its product chromatin assembly factor 1, subunit B (p60) (gene CHAF1B). Bases 1 to 1719 code for a protein of 572 amino acids. Gene Ontology annotation, biological process: nucleosome assembly; DNA replication-dependent chromatin assembly. Lineage: Eukaryota; Metazoa; Chordata; Aves; Phaethontiformes; Phaethontidae. Gene Ontology annotation, cellular component: CAF-1 complex; nucleus. The transcript has 13 exons. Gene Ontology annotation, molecular function: protein binding. The record is from RefSeq and is a predicted model, not a curated record.